GGCAAGUCCGCAGUACAGCACAACUAUGUCGGUGACAUGGAGGUGAGUGACGGUACCCCCGGAGGUACAAGGACUCGAAACUCUGCCUCCCGUCGUCUGCUGGAGCAGCAUGUCGCUAUCCUGGGAGGAGGGAUCGGGCCCAGCACUGGCGCUCACUGGCCACCGUCGCGCCGUAGAGAGGAGGCCCAGGCCCUCGAGAACCUCCAGAAGCGAGUCACUCAAGGUCUCUCUCAGAAGGCGCUCAUCGAAGGACCGUCCGGUUCCAGUACAAUCUUUAAACCACCAAAACUCGAUAAUCGGCCACAACUCCUCCAAAAGAUUCUGAGCAACAAGCCCGGAAUAGUUACAGAACAAGAGGAGUUGGGUACUGAUUGGUUAGACAGUGACUUCAUAGCUGAGUGCCUAUGUUGGCACAAUGUGUACAGACAGCGACAUAGUGUUCCAUCCCUCACUCUAUGUCCUCAACUGUGUGAGAGGGCGCAGUCAUGGGCAAACCAUUUGGCUCAUACAAAUACAUUCUUCUAUCAACAAGCGAAGGAUGUUGGUCAGAAUCUGUUUUGUCGCUUGACAAAUAUGCUGCAGACAGAUGUGACAGGACAGGAAGUGGCUUCCUACUGGUAUAGUGCCGUGCGCCAGUACAAUUAUAUGAAAGAACCGGAUGUAUUACACGCAAAUGUCAAUGCAGGUCAUUUCACUCAACUGGUGUGGGCGAGCACCAAGCUGUUUGGAGUUGGCAAAGCUAGGAGUAGAUCCGGCAAAAUCUUGGUAGUUGCAAACUACAGGCCUCCUGGAAACAUAAGCGGACUGUUCAAAGACAAUGUUCUGCCACCAGUGCCGGAGUGUGAGAUGGACAUGACGAGUGUGUCAGGAAGUGACUCCAGCACGUCAAGAAGUACCGACUACAACACAUGAGGGGUACCGGUAGUACCUACGGCUCUUCCUAUCAAACAAGUGCUUCGGUCAACUUUAUAUAUUGUAGUUGCUAUUUUGCAACAGUAGGCUUAAAUGAUGAGUUUUAUAUAGACUGAUCAAGACAAAGUACUCAAGUAAUCCAACAAGAUUUCAAAGAUAACUAUUAUGCUUUGGCUUUUAAAUGUAGAACAGCUGAUAAAAACGAUUUAUUUAUAUUUUAAAAUUAAUUUGUACUAUAAAUUGAUUAAAACCUGAGCUUGAUUGAUACGACUAGUCUAACUCAGCAGCUGUAAUCUCUUAUCUUGUAACUCGAUUGACCUUAAUGUACUACACAGGUAUUGGCAUGAAAUGUGAUCCUAAUGUGAUGAAUGUAAACUCCGAACUUGUUAGCUAUUUGCUAUAAUGUUAUUAUUUGAAUCCGUAAUAUUUAAUUUUUAAUAAAAUAACAGGCAUAAAUAUGAACAUAAUCUACAAUCAAUAAUGACUAAAAUGACCAAUUCCAUAAUCAAUAAUUAAUAUAAACAAUACAAUCACAUUAUUUUGUAAUUUUUGCUCUAUACUGAAAUACUAAAUACCUUAUACACAUUAUAGGAUGUUUAUUAAAUACUAAAUUAACUACAAGAUAUUAAGAAAAAUAAGCUUAGUCACUUCUCGUUUCCACAAAAUACACAAAGUAAAAUCAUUAAAUCAUAAUUUGGCAGAUCUUUUCUCUACUUCUUACCAAAGUUAAAACUGGUAGUGGCAUGAAGGUUGUAGAUCAUUUCCAGACUCUGAGAUAUAUUUUUCAACAACAGUUAAGUCAUCUUAGUGUUUCCUAAAAGUUUUUCUAUUCUCUCUUCAUUACGAAUUCCUCCCACAUUUAUCUUUCCUCUCUUCUGUCACGUUUUCCAUUGUCAACAUUGUUAUCAACUGGAUAUUAACCAAUACAUAACUCGAUAAACUGCUGCCUGUUUCAGUUAAAUAGUUCAUAAAAAUGUUCUCUUUCAGGUGUUUGCCUCUCAAAUCUACAAUAUCACCUUUUACAAUAGAAUUUUUUCAUAGUUUCAAGUAUGCUGAAGUUUCUAGCCUUGUGUUUACUGAAAUAAUCUUAGUUUUAUGCCUAUAGUCUCAUCCCCUAACUCAUGACCCAAUUUACAUUUCUCUGAAUCAAGCUACGAAAGUGACUGUAGUUGUUACUUUAAAAACAAAGGCAUUCUAUAUAUUUUGACCAAAGAGAAUUUUUGCUGGAAAUAUUUUACAUUGUAGAUGAAAAUUGAACUAAGAGACCAUGGUAGGAUUCUUAAUUUAUCUUGAAAAUCUAAUUACAUAUUUCAACUGCUCUAUCUCUCUCGUCUCUCUAUCUAUUUAUACCUCUGUCUCCCCCUUCCUGUCAUCUCUCUCUCUCGCUGAUUGAAGAUUUAAUGGAGGUAGACAAGAACUGUAGAUCUUUAUUUUGUAGUCUAAUUCUCCUGUGAAUAAUUUUAUUUCAGAUCAAACCAAACUGUACGUGCUAUAAUUGGUUUCCUGUGAAACCAAUAGUUAGUUGAAUGUCUGGUGUUAUCAUUAUGGAUCUGUGUUGUAGUUCUUAUUUCAGAUGUCUCAGUGUGACAGAUGCCAAGACAUGUUUUGCAACUGUCAAUAUUUCAAUGGUCUCUUAAACUUUUCUGAGAUGGAGGAGUGAUAGUUGUUGAAGUUAGGUACAGUUAAAAAGCUUUUAGAUGCAUAUACUUGCCAAACUUGUUUAAAAUUGACAAAACUUUAUCUCAUAAACAAGUCUUUACCUUUACCAUCGUACCUAAUCUUGCAGUACAUUUAAAAAUGUAAUUCCUAUUUCGUCAGACCUUCCGCAUGGCCUUCAUUGUGUAGUGGUGUAGGAAUGGAUGAAGGGCCAUGUUGACAGCCUUAGUAUUGCAUAUCACAGUGAAGUGUUGAGGUAUUUGUGUAGUUACAAAUGGCUACUCUGAGUGCUACUGUGUAGUCAGAUUUGAGCUGUUGUGCCGUGCCGUUACUUUAGAAAACUGGACCACCUCAGGUAUUUUGACUGGCUUUUCAAAUGUGUAAGAUCAUUAAUUGUAUUUAAAUGAUUUUUUACUGUCGGUAUAAGACUAUUUUUAACAGUACAGUUCAAACAGAAUGUUAACAAACCAUGUUCAUUGUGUACAUAAAAUUCCUAAAAUAUGUCUUCCAAGUUAAUUUUUAUUAAUGUGAGUUAUGUGCUUCCCUUAUAUUUAGAAAAUAUGUUCUGCGGUAUAUACAACGUAAUCAGGUAAACCAAUUUAGCUCAAUAUUUACUAUUGAUGAAUUGUUAUGUUUCAACUCAAUGCUUUUGUAAGUAAAUUCAACUGUUUGAUUUUUUAAGUGAGUAAAGCUUUAUAUUUUGAUUUAGGUUUAUCGAAUAGUACAAUGAUAAUGUUAUGAGAAGACUACUGUAUUUAUUAAUUAAAGCAUAUUGAAGCACACAAUGAUAAGUUGCCAGCUACUUGAUUAUAUAACACAACUACUAUAUGUGUUGAAUAAUAACAAGAUAGGCCUAUAAUGUACUCUUCUAGUAAAAAGACAUGAAAAAGAAACAAAUUUUCAAUUUAUUAAAAAGAUGUUAAGUACAAAUUUUCUUUAUAUUUAACAGCAUAGUGUUUCUUUAGACUUCCCUAGAGUAGACACAGCUAUAUUUAUUAUCUUUAUCCUGUUAUCAGUUCAAGUACAAAAUAAGCUCACAGUUAAAAACGUUAUUUAUUAAAUGUAUGGAAAUUUCAAACCAAUUCAAUCAAUUUAAAAUAUGUUUGUUUCAAUAUGUAUUAUAUUGUGUUAAAAUAUCAGUAAUCUUUCUCAUGAAGGAAGUUUAGCUUAAUCAUUUUUAUUUAUAACUAUAUAGAUCUCUAUCAAAGAAAAUAAAACCAGGUUAAAACAAAAACAAUGGCUUACAUAAAAUACUUUUGACUUGACUUAACAAUCUUUUUUAAAGUAAUCCUUGGUGAUGUAUUUUUAUAGCUGAAUAAUACAGCUUAACUGUAAAAUUAAAACUAUACAACUAUAAAAGUUGAGUUAUGUAAAAGUAAUAAUCAACAAUAGAAAAUGCCACUUUUUACGGAACAGAAAAAACUACAAUGAUGUUUUUAAUAUCAGUUACCACAAUAAAGUAUAACUGUAAGUGUAUUUUAGAAUAAUGAAAGAUGUUCUAAGGCCAAGAAAUAAGGUUGAAUUUUCCUGAAACUUUUUGAAGAGAACACAUUUUAACAGCAGAGUAAUUGAUAUAUGAAACUUGUCCUAGUACUAUAACUCCUGAAAUGCUUUUUAUAACAAUUGUUGACUCUACCAAACUGUUAUUUCAGCACUAUAGAUUUUCUAGCACCCUUAAAAAAACAAUGUAUUUAACAAACAAUAGUAAAAUAGAGAACAUUUUUAUACUCUAGGAAAUUACAGAAGUUUGUUAAUAUUGCUGCACAUCCAAUUCCAGUUGAAGUUUUAGUCAUUGUGCAGUAUAGUUUCUGUUUUCUUAAGUACAUUACAUUGCUCAUGUCAACAUACCAGGCCAUGAACUGAAUUAGUAAAGUUGGUAAAGUAAUCCAAAAUAAUGUGUUAUUCAUUAUUAAAUUGUACAUUUCAAAUAGCUGUUACUAACAGAGAAUGGUUUGGAAUUUUAUGGAGUUUAAUAUUAUAGUUAAAUCCAGAUAUUAUAUUAAAUUAUGUUGAGUUUUUUAUAUAAGAAUAAUAAAUCUUAAACCAUGUCAUCCCUUACUUUUGGUUACAGAACUUUGUCUAAUUCAAAUGUAUGACCAAUACAGAUCUAAAUGCUUAAAAUUUAUAUAUAUUCUAUCAUGUUUUAGUAAUAAAAUUUUUUGAAUUAAGUGAAUAACAUAACGAUAACUGGAAAACUAAAAUAGGGUACAUAUAAAUCAUACUUUUAUAUUAAACACUAACUGUUUCCCGCGGUUUUGCACACUUUUCGUAAGCUUUGCCCGUGUAUGUGACUUCUGGUUUAAUUGAAUUAUAUUUACCAUGCCGAUGUAGAGUUUGCC
Molecule: messenger RNA, 4907 nt
Organism: Homalodisca vitripennis (glassy-winged sharpshooter)
Lineage: Eukaryota; Metazoa; Arthropoda; Insecta; Hemiptera; Cicadellidae
Product: cell wall protein PRY3-like
Exons: 4
Coding region: 37-912 (291 amino acids)
Cellular component (GO): extracellular region
Source: RefSeq, a predicted model, not a curated record